This is a messenger RNA of Caenorhabditis angaria, 817 nucleotides long. The record is from the annotation of a GenBank genome assembly. NCBI's taxonomy places the organism in Eukaryota, Metazoa, Nematoda, Chromadorea, Rhabditida, Rhabditidae.
AUGAUUGUUGUCAAAAAUUUCGAGGAAGACACUCAAUUUUACAUUGGUGGAUUCAUCUGUUGGCAUUAUAUUAUGUCACUUAUCCUGAUUUUUCCCGCAUUUUCUUUGGAACGACUCGCAGCUUGUUUUUAUAUAAAAGAUUAUGAGAAAACUGGAAGAUUUCAUGUUAUUCUCGGUAUUGGCUUGAUUUAUGAGACCGCUCUUAUAGUCAGUUCUACACUCGCGUUCAAUUAUCGAUCGGAGUUUUUGAUUAUUUUAAUUGCUUGCUCUUUGCCAAGCUCUUUGUCGGUUUUGGUGAGCAAACACUUUUUUGAGCUUUGAUAUCUUCUCUAUUGCCUUCAGGUUUUCAUUUAUGUUUAUCGCUACAAUACUCAUACCAUUGCUCAGUUUGGCACUCUUCGCCGACACACAGAAUACACUUUAGCUCUUCGCUACCAAGCUAGGGAAAAUAUGAGAGUCCUUAAGGUAACCCUAUCUCCUUACUUCCCCAGAUCCCAUAAUUUUCUAGCUCUUCUAUCAUGUUAUAAUUUUUGGAGUUAUUCUAAUUUCCACCGCAAUGACAUUAAUCGCAAUGAUUGUUAUUGAUAUGAUUCCUGAAGCCGAUAUGUAUCUAAACUUCUUUCUGGAAUUGAUGAUUUAUUUGUACCCUCUUAUAAUUUGUCCAACUUCUUAUUAUUCAAUCGAUCAAUGGCGGAGUUAUCUUAUCUCAAAACUUAACAGUUUCACCAAGAAAAAAUUAACAACACCUAGUCAGAAAAUGACUGUUCGAUGUGAAAGUGAUAUUUAUUUUGGGAACUUGCAGCAAUCUUGGAUGUGA